AAACUAUUAUAGAAUACAAUUCCAGUCUUAUUUAUGUAUAUAACCCAUACUAUUACAGAAACGAUCUUAAUCAUAUGAUCUUAUUUCACAUGCUAAAAUACAUUACAACUAGUAAAUCGUAAUCCUUUGUUCAAUAUUAUAGUGCAUUUAAAUCUAUUGUUUUCAUAGCUUUUUCUCUAAAUAAAGAAUUUAAUUUUAGCUAUAUUGAAUAGGUUUAAGAGGAUAUAAAUAUAUCGACGGUAUAUUUUCUCCCGUUUGGAUUCAGAAUACACGGAAAUCCACUCAGUCUAGAAAAAUAAAUCUUGUGCUAAAAAUUCUGUGACAACCAAUUCAAGACAAGCGCCCGUGCUAGUUGUAGUCUGUGUGACGUCAGGUGUGCUUUCUGUGGGGAUACUUUGUGCUGUGCUGGUGGGUGCUCAGUGCUCGAGGUGAAAGGUUAAUCUUCUGUGACCUCUAGGGGAACUUUUUCCCUCAUGAUAUCACACACCUCCACUAAAGGAAUCGUUACCUGCGUGUGGACACUAUGGGUAAUUCCAGCUCUAGAAAUCACUCCGACGGCCCCUACCCCGGCAGCGUGUACCCAUCAGACGCCGAGUUCACGGCACGCGACAUGGACGGGCCCAGCUUCUACUGCGCCUACCUCCGGUUCAGCCCCAUCUCCAAACCCCCCACCAACAUCGGCGUCCUCCAGGCGCCCAUCAAGGAGCUGUACUUCAAGUACCGCAAGACGCCCGCCAGCGGCCGCAGCGCCUGCCUCAAGCUCAUCCAGAAGGGCGUGCUGGUUGUCUUCUACGAAGACGGCAAUGUCAAGGACGAGAUGUUUUUCGAUUUCUCCAGCGUUGUGUUCGUGGAGGCUGUCAAGUUUUUGCCGGUCAAGACGUCCAGUGAGAAGAAGAUAAAGGCGUUGUUUGUGCCGGUGGACGAAAGCAAAGCUCAGUUGAGCGACAAGAGCGCGUUUCUUGUGGAGAAACCGUUCCAGUUUUUGACAUCCACAACCCACCCUCCUUUGGUGGUUUGCGUGGUGAGGCGACCUACAGGGGUCAAGGCUUUGGACUGUCACGUGUUUGCGCUCGACACGGUGGAAAAUUCCUUGCAUAUAACGGCUUUGAUAGGGUCGACCCAGAUCCCUCCAGGGAUCCCGGUGGGACGUGGUGACGGCGGAGACCCCUCAAAGGCGAAAGGGAACUUCGAUAGGGGUGGACGUGGGGAUGUUAUACGGACAGAGUACGGGGAGUAUUCGGUGUAUCGGGGCCCCCAUGGAUACGAGGGCCCCCCUCCGGGCCAGCGGUACAGCGGCGGGCCUUUAAUGAGCCCUGUGAGAAACGGCCCCAACCCCGGGGUCAUCCCAGGGGGCGGGAUCAUGUUAACGCAGGACAACUUCCGGGACCCGCCUUCACAAAACCCCGCCUACGGACUCUACGAGCAGCAGAAUAUGGGCGGGGUUCAGCUUCGGAACCGCCCUGACGUCAUCAUGCACGUACGUCAGAGGUCAGGCGACAGCGGGGAGAACUCCCCGCACGACAAGAGCUUCACCAGCAACGCGGGGUCGGAGCAGGGCGCGGCGCGGCUCCGCAUGGAAGAAGCCAACCUCCGCAACGCCCAACGUCUUUCCGGCGGUCUCGGCAUGGCAGGUAACCGGAUGUCCGUUGGUCAACUGCCCUCUGGGGAGAAAAUAUCCCCGCACCUUCACGACGCCAGAUAUCUAUCAGGUCCACAGUUUUCCCCGCGAAACUCCGACCCAAGUUUAUCCCCGGCGGUCAAUUCCCCUAGAUCCCCGCAGGUGUAUUCCCCGACGAGCCCCCGGGGAUUCGACGGCGGGCCAAUUUUCUCCGCCUCCAACCUAGAAAGCAGAGUCAUGGACGACGACGCGGGGGAGCCCAACCCCUCGGGAAAACCGGUCGCGAAGGUCCCGCCUCACAUGAAAGCCGGCAUCAAAGUCUUACCCUCAGACUUCUUCGCGGUCAAGCUCAAACCUAAAGCCGAGAAACAAACCGAAUCUUCCUUUGACGAGUCAGGCGGCUACGAUAACAACAAAGAGCUGAUGGAGAAAUACAAAGAAAUCCAGGAGCACCAGAAAGACUCUGGAAUUUCAAGCGGGGCUAGACCUACUUCCGGUAACAUCCGCGGCAACCAAUACGACGACGGCGACGGUUUUCGAGAGUUUUCGAAACACCGCUACGAAGAAAACACCCGGGACUAUUCCUCCAACUGGCAAGACACCAGCCCGGACCGGCCCGUCCCCGGGGACGUCUACCGUCACGGUGCCCCGGGGGCGCCGGGCUACCCUCGCUACGAAGACAACAACAACAAAAACAGAUACAGCGUCCCCGACUACGGGAUGGACCCCCACAUGGGGCGCCAGUGGAACAACGGGCAGAAAUCUCAAUCCUCCUACGAGAUGGGCAACCCCUCCCCGUACCCCCACAACCCCGGCCUUGACCCCCACUCCAGGAUGAAAGACCUUGAAAUCGCCAACAUGUUUUCGAACUUUGGCCUUCAGGGGGGUCGACCCGCCCCGGACAUGCACAGGCAAAUGAGAGACAGAAACGAAUUUGCUGAAGGAUUGGGUUAUCUCCCUUAGCUCGUGCCAUUUAACACUUGUCUUACAUGCAUUGAACACUUUCUUCACAUGUGCCCCCCCCCCCUCCUCCACAUCAAAUAACUCACUUGUAAAUACAAAAUAUAAACACUGUAUAUUAACCAAGUGAUAAAUGCGUGCUACACAUGCGUGUGGUUUCAAGCACAUCUGGAAGCUGCACGCUCACGCAAUGUUUUGAUUGGUGGUGGUGUGGAUUACCAAUAUGUUACACUACAGUCUGAUCACUAUGUUGUACCUUUAUGGGGUUCUGUGUCAGAGGGUAUAUAUUGAUAUAUAUAUAUAUAUAUAUAU
Molecule: messenger RNA, 2890 nt
Organism: Physella acuta
Lineage: Eukaryota; Metazoa; Mollusca; Gastropoda; Physidae
Source: RefSeq, a predicted model, not a curated record